AUGAAGGCUUUCAGAGGAGAGGAGAAAACAGGAGGAGAAGAGCCUGAAGAGGCGAAGGUAGAGACGCAGAAGAUGGCGAGUGGAGGAGAAAAUGGUGGAAUCGAAGAUAUUGAUAAGAGGAUGACAAGAAGGGACGUUGGAAGAGAAGAAGAGGAGAAGUGGAGGUGGAAGAGAAGAAGAGGGCAAGAAAGGAAGUUGGAAGAGAAGAAGGGGAGAAGGGGAGGUGGAAGAGAAGAAGAGGGCAAGAAAGGAAGAGAGGUGGAAGAGAAGAAAGAGAGGUCGAAGAGAAGGAGAGGUGGAAGAGAAGAAGGAGAGGUGGAAGAGAAGGAGAGAUGGAAGAGAAGAAGGGAUGGUGGAAGAGAAAAAGUGGAGGUAGAAAAGAAGAAGGUGAGGUGGAAGAGAAGAAGGAGAGGUGGAAGAGAAGGAAAGGUGGAAGAGAAGAAGGAGAGGUGGAAGAGAAGAAGGAGAGGUGGAAGAGAAGGAGAGGUGGAAGUGAAGAAGGGGUGGUGGAAGAGAAGGAGAGGUGGAAGAGAAGAAGGAGUGGUGGAAGAGAAGAAGGAGAGGUGGAAGAGAAGGAAAGGUGGAAGAGAAGAAGGGGAGGUGGAAGAGAAGGAGUGGAGGUGGAAGAGAAGAAGGAGAGGUGGAAGAGAAGAAGGAAAGGUGGAAGAGAAGAAGGAGAGGUGGAAGAGAAGGGGAGGUGGAGGAGAAGAAGGAGAGGUGGAAGAGAAGAAGAAGAGGUGGAAAAGAAGGGCAGGUGGAAGAGAAGAAGGAGAGGUGGAAGAGAAGAAGGGGAGGUGGAAGAGAAGAAGUGGAGGUGGAAGAGAAGAAGGAGAGGUGGAAGAGAAGAAGGAAAGGUGGAAGAGAAGAAGGAGAGGUGGAAGAGAAGGGGAGGUGGAGGAGAAGAAGGAGAGGUGGAAGAGAAGAAGAAGAGGUGGAAAAGAAGGGCAGGUGGAAGAGAAGAAGGAGAGGUGGAAGAGAAAAAGUGAAGGUGGAAGAGAAGAAGGGGGUUGGAAGAGAAGAAGGAGUGGUGGAAGAGAAGAAGGAGAGGUGGAAGAGAAGAAGGAGAGGUGGAAGAGAAGGGGAGGUGGAGGAGAAGAAGGAGAGGUGGAAGAGAAGGAGAGGCCGAAGAGAAGAAGGAGAGGUGGAAGAGAAAAAGUGGAUGUGGAAGAGAAGAAGGGGAGGUGGAAGAGAAGAAGGAGAGGUGGAAGAGAAGAAGGGGUGGUGGAAGAGAAGAAGGGGAGGUGGAAGAGAAGAAGGGGAGGUGGAAGAGAAGAAGGAGAGGUGGAAGAGAAGAAGGGGUGGUGGAAGAGAAGAAGGGGAGGUGGAAGAGAAGAAGGGGAGGUGGAAGAGAAGGAGAGGUGGAAGAGAAGGAGAGGUGGAAGAGAAGAAGGAGUGGUGGAAGAGAAGAAGGGGAGGCGGAAAGAAGAAGGAGAGAUGGAAGAGAAGAAGGGGUGUUGGAAGAGAAGAAGUGGAGGUGGAAGAGAAGAAGGGGAGGUGGAAGAGAAGAAGGAGAGGUGGAAGAGAAGAAGAAGAGGUGGAAGAGAAGAAGGAGAGGUGGAAGAGAAGAAGGGGUGGUGGAAGAGAAGAAGGGGAGGCGGAAAGAAGAAUGAGAGGUGGAAGAGAAGAAGGGGUGUUGGAAGAGAAGAAAUGGAGGUGGAAGAGAAGAAGGGGAGGUGGAAGAGAAGAAGGAGAGGUGGAAGAGAAGAAGGAGAGGUGGAAGAGAAGAAGGAGAGGUGGAAGAGAAGAAGGGGUGGUGGAAGAGAAGAAGGGGUGGUGGAAGAGAAGGAGAGGUGGAAGAGAAGAAGGAGAGAUGAAAGAGAAGAGGAGGUAGAAGAGCAGAAGGGAAGGUGGAGGAGAAGAAGGAGGCAAGAAGGGGAUGUUGAAGAAGAAGGGGAGGUAGAAGAGAAGGGAGGUGGAAGAGAAGAAGGGGGUGGAAGGGGAGGAGAAGAAGUAGGCAAUUAG
Messenger RNA from Haliotis rufescens (red abalone), 1962 nucleotides. Its product is annotated as golgin subfamily A member 6-like protein 22. The transcript has 2 exons. NCBI's taxonomy places the organism in Eukaryota, Metazoa, Mollusca, Gastropoda, Lepetellida, Haliotidae. The record is from RefSeq and is a predicted model, not a curated record. Bases 1 to 1962 code for a protein of 653 amino acids.